AUGAAUCGUAAAAAACUUUCUGGUGCCCAAAAUCGGGCAUUGGCUUCCAAAAGGGCAAAAGACUGUGAAAAAAAUAAACAAACGCUCCAAGAAUUAGGUUGGUUUUACAAAACUACUAAUCAAAAUACUGAUUUGAAGUCGGCGGAAUUAAAUAAAUCAGAACAAACAAUGGAAUCAUCGUAUUAUGAUGAUGUUGAUCUACAUUCUCUUGGGUCAGUGGAAAAUGAAACAGACGACAGUUUUAACGAUGAAUUAAAACCCGAAGAAAAUAAAGGGGCGUUGAAAAUGACCCAGCACUCUGGCCAUUCGAUUCUUAAGCAAAGAGAAAAAGAAGAGUUAAUCAAAAAAGGUCCGUCAACUUUACCUGAUGAUUUCCCACGAGAUGCUACUAAUAACAGGGUCUUUCCAAAAGAAGUUCUUUUCAUUGCAUUGCCUUAUGGAGAAAAAGUUCAACGAGAUUAUCUGAUAUGGAGCCCAUUGUCUAACUCUCUACUUUGUUUCCCGUGUUCUUUAUUUAGGUGUGAAAAUUCCGGAUCCUAUGGGGAUCGAUCUCUUCUUCGCUGGAAUGGAGGAAUAAAAAGUGACUGGAGAAAAUUGAGUGAUCGUAUCAAAAGACAUCAUAGCAACCCAGUUCAUCAAAGUCAUUAUCUCAAUUGGAAGACUUUGCACUCAGCUCUUGUCGAUCAGUGCGGGAUCGACUCAGAGUUCCAAAAGGCACUAGAAAAGGAAGUAGCCAGAUGGCGUGAAAUACUUCGUUGGCAAUAUUCGUCGAUGGAGAAAAACGAGAAAGGGAACUUUUUAAGUUGCCUUGAACUUAUUUCUCGUCACAACGAAACAUUAAAGAAUCAUCUUGAAACAGUUGCUCGUCAUCAAAAUAAAGGAACCAGAAUACAAGCUCACUAUCUCUCCUGGCAAUCACAAAACGAAUUCAUCAGUGAAUACGCUACAUUAGUUCAAGCAGCAGUUGUGAAAGAAGUAAAAGAUGCCGUAUAUUUUACAAUAAUUACCGAUAGGACCCCAGAUGUAUCUCACACCGAACAAAUCACGUUUAUUCUUCAAUUUGUGCGAUUCAACUCGGGUAAGAUGAUUUGGGAAGUUAAAGAAUGA
Messenger RNA from Hydra vulgaris (swiftwater hydra), 1107 nucleotides. RefSeq lists its product as uncharacterized. The record is from RefSeq and is a predicted model, not a curated record. NCBI's taxonomy places the organism in Eukaryota, Metazoa, Cnidaria, Hydrozoa, Anthoathecata, Hydridae.